This is a messenger RNA of Mytilus trossulus (common blue mussel), 2006 nucleotides long. RefSeq lists its product as uncharacterized. The transcript is spliced from 8 exons. Lineage: Eukaryota; Metazoa; Mollusca; Bivalvia; Mytilida; Mytilidae. The record is from RefSeq and is a predicted model, not a curated record. Bases 12 to 1532 code for a protein of 506 amino acids.
GCAAUGCAUAUAUGUACCUGAUGGAGGUUUAUAAGAUUUUCCUCAUUACACUAGUAUUGUGUUCUUUUAGAACUGUAAUAUGUUCACACUUUAGGGGUGGUAUCAUAACUUGGAAACCUUUUGGCAAUCAGGUUAAAAUAUCAUACCGAUUAGCCUUUCGGAGAUCAUUCAGUAGUAACUUUUAUUGUGAUGCAGCAACCAUAUCUUCUUUGCUACCAGGAGAAGAGGCAUUACAAUGCUUGUACGGAUGUUCCGGCAAUAUAGUUCCUAGUAUGUCUUAUUACUGUACAGACUUCAGCGCUGAUGAGGAUUGGUCAAGUGGGGAACACACUGUUGUUUAUAAAUUUCCUGUUUCAACUUCUAAUAUAUAUCACUUCGGGUAUAUAAGUAGUGCGUGGAUACCUUUGGCUGAAGGCGGGAGCGGUUGGUCAAUGAGAACGGCAGCAAACUUAACAGUACGAAUGGAUACAGGACAAAUAAAUUCAUCUCCAAUAUCUGCUAUGAAGCCUAUUACAAGAAUGAAGCAUGGGUGUCAAUAUUCUAUACAUAUACCAGUUCAAGACGAUGACGGCGACAAAGUAAAAUGUAGAUGGUCUACCAAAACAAGGUAUGAUGAAUGUGGAGGUGUCUGUCAAACAUUAUCAGAUUCAGUUUUAGACGAGAUCUCUUGUAUUUUACAUUACAAUGCUACCAAAAGCAUAGGCUGGUAUGCAGUUGCAGUACAACUAGAAGAUUUUGCUGUAUCCAAUGAUAUGAUACCGUUAAGCAGUGUGCCGUUGCAGUUUCUUAUCCAAGUAUUUACAUCGAAUGGUUUUUGUAAAGACCGACCGGUACUUAUAAAAACAAACUUUAUCGAUGGAACAAAUAUUCCAAUCAGCCUGUAUUCAACUUUAUGUGAAAUCAUGAUAGCAAAGAGUGCAACAAACACAUCAGUGAUUAUUGAAAUCGAAACUGUUUCUCCUAUAGGGAUGUUGAAAUCCAAUUUAAAGGUAUUUGGUGAUACUGGAAGGGAAUGGUUCGUCAUAGUAAAGUGGAUACCAACUGAGGAUCAAAUAGGGAGCCACAUAUUUUGCUACACAGCAAUUGACAGUAACGGACAAUCAUCUGACCAAACAUGUGUCACGCUUGUAGUAAUUGGUUCUAUUACAACAACUAAAAAUGAAAAAGCAACAACAACUGCAACGCCUUUAAUUAAGGAACAAACAACAGUUUUCUGUGAACCAACGCCCAUAUCAACUGUUCCAACAACUGUGACACCAACCCCACCUGUACUAACAACAGACUGGAUUAUAGUCAUUGUUGUUUGUGGAACUAUAAUGCUGAUUUUCUUAUGUUCCUGUAUCUAUAUGUUAUUAAGGGUUUCAAGAAGAAACAGAAGAAACCAGAACGACGACCCUAUCUAUUACACACCUUCAUUAAAUACAGUAACAAAUAAUAAUGAAAUACACUCGUACAGUACCACUUCAAUGAAUGAAACGGACAUUAUACCAGACGCGGAGUUGAAAUCAUGGAAGAGUUGUGACAAUCAAUGAUAUCACAUCAAACAGUGAAGUGUGCACACAGUAGAAGGAUGGUAAAAACGUUUUGUUUUAUUCUAGUUAUAAUUCCGCCAACUGACUACUAUCAAACUUUGAGAUAUGGAUUCGAAAAUAGUAUCACGCCUGAAAAUGGAUUCAAAACAAGAAGCAAUUAUGGUUAUAUCUAAUGAUUGAAGAUAUAAAAACAAAAUUAUGAGAAUCAAAUUGAUAAUUAUAAUUUCAAUGAUUUCGGUGUACAUAUCUUAUCGUCGUCGGUUUCAGUAGAAUGAUUUGUGAACUGUUGUUUGACUGUACGUCUUUUCUGUUUUGUUGUCCUUUUGCAUCAACUUCUGGUUUUUAUUGUCCAUUUGUUUUCGAGUGACUGGUAUGAUUCACAUCAUCAUGAUUUUAAACAGAAAAUACGAUCAUCCUGUAUGUUUUUUGAUACCAUUUCAUAGGCGAAUUACACUCAAAUAAAUUUCAUGUAAA